UCAAAAAUGGCGAAUCGCACGGUGAAGGACGCUAAAUCUGUCAGGGGAACAAAUCCACAAUAUUUGAUAGAAAAAAUUAUAAGAUCGCGAAUUUACGAUUCUAAAUAUUGGAAGGAAGAAUGCUUCGCCCUAACAGCGGAACUGCUAGUCGACAAAGCUAUGGAACUGCGGUAUGUUGGCGGUGUGCAUGGGGGAUUCAUUUACCCCACACCUUUCCUGUGUUUAGUCUUGAAAAUGCUACAGAUCCAACCUGAAAAGGACAUUGUGGUUGAGUUUAUUAAAAACGAAGAGUUCAAGUAUGUUCGCGCUCUUGGGGCUUUUUAUAUGCGAUUAACAGGUUCGUCGGUAGAUUGUUAUAAAUAUUUGGAACCUCUGUACAACGACAAUAGGAAGUUACGGCGGCAAACUCGCGAGGGACAGUUUGAAAUUGUUCAUAUGGAUGAAUUCAUUGACGAACUGCUUCGGGAGGAGCGCCUGUGUGAUGUGAUAUUACCCAGAAUACAAAAACGAAAUAUCUUAGAAGAGAACAAUGAGCUAGAUCCAAAAGUUUCUGCUCUUGAUGAUGAUUUGGAUGAAGAAAUGCUUUCAGAUGAUGACAAUGCAGACGCUGAAGCCAAAGAAAAUAAAAAGGAUAAGGAUAGAAGAGACAAAGAUAGAAGACGAGAAAGGUCUAGGGAGCGGGAACGACGAGACAAAGACAGAAAGAGGGAGAGAUCAAGGAGUAGAGAGCGUGAUCGCCGACGCGAGCGCGAGAGAGAACGAGAGAGGGAAAGAGACAGGGAACGCGUGCGGGAAAGAGAUAGAGAGAAGGAGCGACGGGAGCGGUAUGAAGCUGAAAGAAGACGAGACAGGGGACGUUACUAGUUUUAACUUUAGAAAUAUAACUUAUA
Molecule: messenger RNA, 890 nt
Organism: Aricia agestis (brown argus)
Lineage: Eukaryota; Metazoa; Arthropoda; Insecta; Lepidoptera; Lycaenidae
Gene: Prp38
Product: pre-mRNA-splicing factor 38-like
Exons: 2
Coding region: 7-864 (285 amino acids)
Cellular component (GO): precatalytic spliceosome
Source: RefSeq, a predicted model, not a curated record